UGAAGAUCUAUACUCUGUAGAUUUUUCCGUACUCUAGACUACUCAAUUAAAGUUUGAUCAUUCAAUAUAUCAUCAGUAUAUCCAUGGUAUAUUAAAGAUUGUGCAGCGAGGUGUAGCAAAAAGCGGCCACUUCGACCAGAUGUCCUCCCUCUCCCCCCUAGACGGUUGCUCGUGAGACUAGCUUCUAACCAUGUUCUCAUGGAUUUUGAUUCGUGGAUAAGCUUUUUUCUCGAGUUAUGGCUAGUUUGACUCACAGUGAAGGCUGUUGCAAAUCUCUUCAGAAUCUUUCAUGGCAUCAUCUGUUUGCACAAACUUUCUAUUCGUUAGCCUUGCACUAAAGCGCUAGCUGUUUGUUAGCUACUAGAGUCAGAAAAGAGCUGCAACGCUGCAUGCCUAUCUGACCUCAUUGCAGAUCCACCCCCUUUUUUAACUAGGGAUACACUGGAGUGCAACCUCGCUACGCAUAUUCAUCACUCUGAUUUAUCACAUUCAAUAAUGUUGGGUUGUGUCAGAAGUAGCUGGGCGGAGCUAGAAUGAUUGUAGGUGAUGAUUGAAAUAUCACAAAUCGGCAUUUAAGAAUCAUUGUGUAGCUUUAUGAGUAGAACGCUUGAAAAAGGGCCUUCUGAGCUGUAGAAUGGAGCUCAAGUGUCCUCAGUACAAUCACUAACACAUCCUAGCUCCAACUUUGAGGUCUGCAUCAACCAGAGCCACUAGUUCGAUUGAGCAAUGUCCGCCGUCCUUUUUUUUCUCCGCCAAAAUCUCAACGUGACCUGAUCGCUGUGCACAACUUUUGCUCUACAUACUUCUAUAAAUUAAUCUUUUAUCAAGCCAUCAGAUAGGCUUCUGUUUUUCUUAUAAAUGACUGUGUGGAAUACUUCAUUGUCAAAAAUUGCGAUCAACAGUAACAGGAGCAUAUGAGCUAUGCACAGUAUUGCCAAGGGCAUAUAAAAGAAGAGAAGGUAUGCAAAAGCAAAAGAGCAGAAUUCAAAUGCAGGUGGAUGAAUGUAGCACUUCAUGCAAAUUUACAUAUUAUUCUUCCGCCCACAUUUGAAUUAUGCUAGCUACGUGUACUAGAUAGUGAGUUUAAUUUUCUUUUAUAUGCUCUUAGAAUGCAGAUUCACUAUCGUCUAACCACAUUUCUGUAGUGUGCUAAGUGCUCUGUACAUAUGCGGCUGAUACCGUAUAAUUUAAGGUAUGAAAAAGAUCAACUUCAGUGGUGGGGAACCGUUUCUCAAAGACAACGGGCAGUAUGUUGGUGAGCUGGUGCGCUACAGUAAGAUGAACCUAGGACUACCCAGUGUAACCAUUGUUAGCAACGGAAGCCUGAUCACAGAAGACUGGUUCAUAGAGUAUGGUGAAUACCUCGAUAUUUUGGCCAUAUCUUGUGAUAGUUUUGAUGAAGAAACCAACAGAGUUAUUGGCAGACAUCAGCCGAAAUGUCAUCAUCUGGCAUCACUGGCUCUUGUCAGGGAUUGGUGUAAAAUAUACCGUGUGGCUUUCAAGAUAAACACUGUGGUGAACACGCACAAUUGGGAGGAAGACAUGAGCCAGGAGAUACUAGAUCUCAACCCAGUACGCUGGAAGGUAUUUCAGUGCCUAUUGAUUGGUGGGGAGAAUACAGGGCCUGAUGCCAUUAGACACGCUGAGUCCUUCGUCAUUAGUGAAAAGAAGUUUGAAAGCUUCCUUGGGAGACACAGAAGUGUGCGACAAUUGGUGCCAGAGUCCAACUCAACAAUGAAAGACUCGUACCUCAUUCUCGAUGAAUAUAUGAGAUUUCUGGAUUGCACUCAAGGAAGGAAAGAUCCAUCUAAGUCUAUACUGGAUGUGGGGGUGGAGGAAGCCAUCAAGUUUAGUGGUUUUGAUGAAGCUAUGUUCAAGAAACGAGGGGGUCGCUAUGUUUGGAGUAAAGCCGAUAUGAAACUACAAUGGUGACUAUAAUAAUUAUUAAUAAUUAUAACAUUGUAUAUAAUAGCGUAGGUAUAAUUAAAUGACUGUAUAUAUAUAUUUGUACUAUGGUUGCACCAAAGAUCAAAGGCUUCAGUUGUAGUUUAUACUACUUAUACAACCUGUCUGACCACAGCCAUGGUAUAUGGCAGUUAUACCCUAGUGUAUAACUGCCAUAUACCAUGGCUGUGGUCAAACCAUAGAUUGAAGAGAACUGAAUACAGUAUCCCACCUUUGCAACAAAAUUGACACACUGUUUCAAUUAAAACAAUGACACACUACUCAAUUCAAUCAAUAUUAGCAAUAUUAGAGUUCAAUACAAAACAGACUACUAUACUAAUGAUUUUAGUCAACAUAAAAAGAGCCAAGUUCGAGCGAUGAAUAGUUCCAAAAAGGAGGCAAAUUUGGAAGAACUCCGUGAUCGUGAAUCGAACGAUACUGGUUGUUUGUGUUGCUUUUUUUCAACUUUCAACAUUGGUUGUCACAACCUGCUUAUUACAUUGCUGCAUGGGACCAGGAGCAGUAAGAAGGGUCCAGACUGCCAAGUGUUUCUCAGACUAAAGAGACUGCACUGCACUGGGCCAGUACAGUAGGCUUGUGGAAUGAUAUUUUGGGGUACAUUUGCACUCUUUGUAGACAAGUAGCACCAGUGUACUUUCUUGAAGUGCCUUCUAUAAAGAUGCAGAAACACAGCCUUCACAAUUGCUUGCUUGAAUCAUAGACGCUUGCUUGAAUCAGCCAUCGCUUUUUAAAAAAAUAGCAAAUUCAUUGCAUAGCUAUAGCAACAGUGACGUCAAACAGUAGUUAUAAGCAUAUUCAUUGAAGAAGCAUGACAGGAAGUAGCUAAACAUAGUAGUACAGUUCUAAACAUAGUACAAGCCAGUUAACCUAUGGCCUCUCGUGGUAUAUUUGCUUUACACGCUCGAGUAAUCAGAUAAACCAACUCGGCUGCGCCUCGUGGUUUAUCAGAUUACUCUCGCGUGUAAAUCAAAUAUACCACUCGAGGCCAUUGUUUAACUAUAACAUAACUUUCUGUAUCUACAAUUAAUUUUAUGUUGUAUAAUAUACACUACACAUGGCAUAAUCAUAAUACAAAACUUGUCGUAUAAAGUGAGUCAACAUUAAUUUUAAUGUACAAUCAUAAUAAUUAUUGACGGUUCUAAUUGUUAAAAUCCAAUCCCCCUGUCACUAGUGUAGAUCUUACUGCU
Molecule: messenger RNA, 3152 nt
Organism: Halichondria panicea
Lineage: Eukaryota; Metazoa; Porifera; Demospongiae; Suberitida; Halichondriidae
Product: S-adenosylmethionine-dependent nucleotide dehydratase RSAD2-like
Exons: 5
Coding region: 1195-1932 (245 amino acids)
Biological process (GO): defense response to virus
Cellular component (GO): lipid droplet; endoplasmic reticulum membrane
Molecular function (GO): catalytic activity; 4 iron, 4 sulfur cluster binding
Source: RefSeq, a predicted model, not a curated record